Molecule: messenger RNA, 774 nt
Organism: Aspergillus sclerotioniger CBS 115572
Lineage: Eukaryota; Fungi; Ascomycota; Eurotiomycetes; Eurotiales; Aspergillaceae
Gene: mog1
Product: Ran GTPase-binding protein MOG1
Exons: 2
Coding region: 136-774 (212 amino acids)
Biological process (GO): protein import into nucleus
Cellular component (GO): nucleus
Molecular function (GO): guanyl-nucleotide exchange factor activity; small GTPase binding
Source: RefSeq, a predicted model, not a curated record
CAUCCAUCUACAACUUCAUCCCUCCUCCCUACACAACCUUCUCGAUACCAAACAACAGCUACACAUAUACGGGCCUCCUCUCUCACAACUAACCCCAACAUCCACCCCACAAACCACACACCAAUCCAAUCUACAAUGACCACCACCUACACCCCGCAACCCCUCUACGGCGGCGCCAUCAAAGCCCUCAUUCCCAACAACUGGAUUGACGCAAGCACACUGCGCCAAAUCCCCGACCACCAAGAACUCUACCUCUCACCCACCACCCUCUCAACCCUAAUCUACGAGAUCAACGAAUACGUCCCCACCAGCACCAGCCUCACAACAUUAACCAACUACACGCAUCUCCUCCCUCCCUCCCAAGCUCAAUCCCAAUCUCACAACCAAGAGAAACAAAGAGGCCAGGAAUCCCUCGAUCGCGCAGCCGUAAUCUACCAUUUACAUGAUCUACUCGACGAGGGCGAUGAACUUGACAUGAUUAUUCCUCCGACGAGAGUCACAGUAGGAAAGGGAUUUGAGGAAAAAGGGAAGGGGAGAAGAUAUACAGGCUGUGCGGUAUUCAAAUCUACAUCUAAGUGGAAGGAAACGACAACCAAAUGCUGGUUUCUGGUUGUGAGGUUGGAAGAGCAGGAAACUGAUCUGGUGGUUUGGGGGAAUGUGCCGGGGGGGGAACUUUCUGGGGAGGAGUUGAGGAUGGAGGAGGAGGGCAUGGGGGCGUUGGUUGGGGCUUUGGGGCGGGAGUUGAAGGUCGUGGAGUGGGAUUUGUUUGGGUAG